UAGAUCAUUAAAAUCAAAGCCCGGUCCGAGUGACCGGAGCUGCGCCCGCGCUGCCGCCCGCGCGCCGCUGCCGUCAUUCCUCCGCCGCGAGCCGUGAGGGACGCAUGUGUCGCGAUUGCUCUGUCAAAGUUCUUUUCGAAGUUGUGAGUCAAAAGUAACUUCUCAAGAGUGGUAAUCGUUCAUAUUUAUAUUCAUUGAUCCAAAUCUUGUACAGUACACGUAACAGAAUUGUAAAUAAUCGAUAUAUAAGUGAACAUUCUCUCUCCUGGACAAGUGCAUUGAGUAAGUGUAGAGAAGGCUACAUUCCAAACCGGUGUCGUUCUUUAAUGGACGAGGUGUGUACUGCUCAGUGUGUGUUUAGUAGUUAGCUAAGGAAGUGACUGGUUUCGGUGCCACCAGCAUCCGAGAACUUAAUAGACUACUUAGAAGCUACCGUGACCUGAAACCGUGUGAAAAAUUUAACGAUGAUACGAGCUUCGUCCAGAAUGUAAUAAAGUACCAACAAAAACCGGUGCCUAUUUCAAGAGAAAAAUGGCUCGUGGAGCUCUCAGUGAAAAUGAGCGCCAUUGCCUCGAUGCUGGCGCAAAAAGCCAAACGGACAAUUUGCAAGACACGGAAAAAACUUUGAAUGGAGAUUACAAACCUAAUGGCUUACGAGUCCGCUUCCUUGAUGAGGAAGGUAAAACUGAAAGGAUGGUAAACGCCGACGAGGUUGACUUUGCCGUCUCGCGCGUAAAGAAAAUCCACAUUUUGAAAAAUCGCAGCUCUAGCGAAACGAGUAUCAUGCUAAGGAAUCCUUCGCUGAUGAAAAGACGCUCAAGCGCGGAAAGGCGGCUUAGUGAUGGCCAGACGGACAACCUAAACAAUAACAACAACAACAAUAACAUGAGCGAGAACCUAAACGGCAAAAUAUCGGUUUUCAAGAGCAAUGAAUUCGAUGCACAAGAUAAGACUGAGAAAGGAACAGAUCAAACCAAAGAUGUGAACGGGCAGGGCUUUAAGAAGAACUGUAACGUUUACAGUGUGAAUCAGGCAAAGACGCUGACGCCGGAGAAGAAAAAGUCUGUUCCUCUGACAAUGCCGCGGCUCAUUAGCCACAAGACGCAGGAAAAUGGCCAAGCCAAAUCAACAUUGCCAAAUGAAGUGUGUCUGGCUGAUGCCGCCACCGGGAAGGACUUCACGACACGUGCUAUUGGCCGGCUGUCACGCGGUUUGGGGCGCCUGCUACGCCGUACCAAUAGUGUGCGCAUCAGUGAGCCGGAUCCUGUCUACAAGGUGGCUUAUCUCGGCAACGUCCUCACUGGCUGGGCUAAAGGAGAAAGCUGCAUAGAAAAGCCACUGGCGACGUUAUGGCGCAACUACCAGCAGUCCACCAAGCCCGACGUGGUUAUGAAACUGUCCGUCACCAACUCCGGUCUCAAGGGCUUCACCAAGGAGCACGGCCUCACUGAGUACUGGUCGCACCGCAUCACCUAUUGUGCCAGCCCUCCGCACUAUCCCAAGCUGUUCUGUUGGGUUUACCGCCACGAGGGCAAGAAACUAAAACACGAACUUCGUUGCCAUGCCGUCCUCUGCACCAAAGAGUCAAUUUCCAAAAAAAUAACCGCGGAGCUGCAGAUCAAACUGAGGCAGGCAUUAGUUGAAUUCAAAAAGGAUAGAAUCUCUAAACAGAACGCUAGGCUAAGCCUUGCAAACAGCGUAUACGACAACCCUAGCAUGCCACGACGAAAAAUCAUGCUCAGUGUCGGAGCUAUGAACUACCGACCCCCACUUGAGCGCUCCAAAUCCGCUCCUAAGCUCGGAGCUAUCGAGGAGUUGUGCUCGGAAGAAGAUGAAGAAGAAGCAGAGAUGAAAAAGCACAGCGAUUGCAGCUUGUGGACCGACAAUGAUUUUGAAUCACAAACCCUCGACCGCCGGCGACCAGAGUUGAAAUCUCCCCGCAAGUUCUCUUGCCCUGAAGGCAUCAUGGGCAGAAUUCGGUCGAACUCCGAAAGCUCGGUAGGCGCUUCCGACGAGUUGAUAAGUAUCUUGAUCAAGGAAAGCAAAAAUGAUAACGAAACUAGUCACAUUGAGGAAAAGGAAGGAAGGUUAACUUUAGAAUCAAUCGCUGAAUCAAACGAACUGACUGACAAUGACGGCGACCGGAAAAUGCAGCUGAAUCAAAUUCUGGCUCAGAGCAACUUCCUCGUCACGGACAGCGACGAUGGAUCAGUUUCCUCGGGCUGCGAGACCGCCAGCACCGCCACCUCUUCCGAUGCCGAGCCCUGUUCGCUUCCCUCCCACUUCUCACCCGAAGAGAUAGUAAAAGAAAACGAACGAGUCUCGGUUAGCGCAAGGAUACUGAACUUCGAGAGAAAUAUUACUCGAGACAGUAAUAGGAGCUACUCGAACUCAGUUCAUGUCAAGAGUAAUGGAACGGAUUGCCACAAUACUGUGAGUGAUGAGGUUAAUCAUAUCCCAAUUGGCGAAAAGAACAGCUUUCGCCGGCGAUCGACCUACCCUCCAUUGGGAGUCGAUACUAAUAUUUUAGCAAACUAUGACAGCAAAUUUGAAUCUCUAAUUGAUAAUUUGACAGAUGUGGACAGUCUGAAUUCUAGUACCGAGACUGAGGUAUUUAAGAACGGUGGGGAUAACGAUAGCGCUUGCAGCGACGAAUCGGGAUAUUCUGAGUUGUUGGAGCACGGCAAGGAGAGCGUCAUCGGUAGCACUAUCAUGGUAUAAGCACAUUAAUAGUUGUAACCCACUAUCGUCGGAUAGGACGGCCACGACAAUGCACGAUCCUAGCUAAAUUAUUAUUCGUGUAGAUUCUGUAAAUGUUAUUUUUGUAAAUAAAAGAGUACGAAAUGUACUCGAUCCAGUUGAUGUAUUAAGUUUUUAGAUGUCUGUAUAUAUUUUAUUUUAAGUUGUAAAAGUGUCUGUAUUAUGGAAAUUAUGGAGAUUUUAUUUGUAUAGCGGUUAUUUCACGACCAAACGUGGUUUGUCUACAUUUAUUACAUUUUGUAAUAGUUUGUGGGUACUUUAGCGUCGCCUCGACAAGGUCUGUAGGUACUUACACAUUCCAUAUUUAUAGCCUCAUUGUUCGGGU
Hyposmocoma kahamanoa is the source of this 3085-nucleotide messenger RNA. RefSeq lists its product as uncharacterized. NCBI's taxonomy places the organism in Eukaryota, Metazoa, Arthropoda, Insecta, Lepidoptera, Cosmopterigidae. The transcript is spliced from 2 exons. The record is from RefSeq and is a predicted model, not a curated record. Bases 532 to 2721 code for a protein of 729 amino acids.